GUAUUCAAUAACCACAGGUACCUUACUUACCAGACUUGCUAUCACGGUCCUCGUUGACCUCUGAAGUCGUCGAGAUGGUUGUGCCUGAACCUAGUUGGCCAAGGCUCGUUUGAGAGGGGCUUGCCAUAGUGCUCAGCAGGGGACAAGGCCCGCAAGUGGUCAAAAUGUCAGCAACGGGGGGCCAAAGUGAGGGCCAUGUCGCUCCGCCUGAACCGAUGUCGCUGGAUACGCUUAAUUUUGUCGUGAACUUUCUCCAUUCGUCCGGGUUUCACAAGGCGCACAGCGCACUGCUCCAGGAGUUCAGCACGCGGCUGAACCCCACCGCGGAAGGAGCGCUCUUCGCAGCUGCGCGAACUUCGGUCAGCGCUUGUUCCGCUCCACCUUCCACGUCGGAGUAUGUGGAGCGUGCGCUGGAGGCUCUAUCUCCUCCUCGCAGCAAGUCUGCGCAGGCGGGACCGAGCUGGGAAGGAUUUCCGGGACCGGCAGCGCAGCCAAAGGCGCAGUCCACAGCUGGUGCAGUUGAAAGUGCGCCAGCUCCCGCCCCGCCACCGCCCAGCAAGCCAGCUACGCCUGUCAGCCCUCCGACUACGGCUCCUGUAACACGUGCUAAACGUCGACAAUCCAGGCCCUCGGCUACCCGGCAACGACCUGCCUGGGACGGAGAGGUGGAUGACUACGAUGGCAUGGACGACCCGGGCUAUAGCCGGAAGGAGGUGCCGAACCCGUCGCGCUUCGCGGAGAUUGAGCUCGACGCUGCAAGCGGCGACGAGGGCAGCGAGCGGCAAUACUUCAUGCACCAGCCCGGCGACCUCAACUAUGAUGAUAUCGAGUCAGAGGUGUCCGCCUCGGACCUGGAGGGCAUCACCGCAGCCAGCAGCGUGCAGUCGGGGAACUACACAGGGGGUGACACGCACGACGAAACCUGGGACUUCGGCCCCAUAGAUAUCAAGUUCGCGGAGCCGGUCAGCACGCCCAGCAAGAGCCCGGAGAAGCAAGAAGCGGAGGAGCGGCGGCCGGUGCUUUCGCGCGUGGAGUCGCUCAGCAGCUCUUUUAAGGACUUCGAGAUGGAGCGGGGCUUUGAGGCAGACGGCGAGGGCGGGGGCCAGAUCUCAUCAAAGGUGUCGGAGGCGGAGUACGCAGCGGACCCGGAGGUGAUUGACUUCCCUGUGCCGGUGCCGGCGGUGAACCAUGAGGACGUGGAGCUGUUCCGCAACCAGCGGCGGCCCAGCCCCACGUCCUCCAUGGACGUGGCCGCCGGCUCGCUGGCGCCGUCCGUAGCACCCUCGGAGCAGCAGCCUUCCGAAAGCACGGGCAGUCAGGAGCGGCAGCGCAAGGGCACGGGCAAGAGCACUUCGCUGCUCAAGUCGCUGGCCGGGCGGUCAGCGGACGCUCGCGACGGUGCCGGCCUGACGCUGGGUAGCAGCGCGCUCAGCAGCGGUGGCGCCAGUAGCUCUGCGGCGCGACCCAGCGCACCCACGGUAGGCACCGGCGGCGCCGCUUCCGGUGGUGGCGGGUUCGGCGGUGGCGGCUUUGGCGGCGGCGGCUUUGGCGGCGGCUUCAGCUUCCCGGUGACGCCGCCCACGGCGGAUGAGCCAGACCAGCGGCUGUUCACGUCGUGGCCUUCCGUCCGCAGCAGCUGUACGUCAGAGCCGGUGGCCAUGUCGGACGACGACAACGCGCUGCCGGCCGAGUACGCGGACGACGAGUACUCGAAGUACCGGCUCAGCAGCCGCAGCACGUCCAUGGCGGCGCAGGACCUACCGGAGCAGCGCAAAACCGCGGACGGCGAAACCUCUGGCACGCUUGCCAGCCCCGAUGGCAACUCCGCGGCCGGGUCAGGCACGGCGCGGCAGGCCGGCGCCGGCGCGCCUGCCGCAGACGCCGCCGCAGACCUGGAUUUCUCGCUGGAGUGGGAGUUCCGGCCGCCGCUCAGCCACGAGUCGCGGGAGCCGUCGCUGGAGUUCUCCACAGCCAACACGGACGACGAGGGGCUGGGGACACCCAAGGCGGUCGCGGCGGCGGCAGCUGCCGCCGCCGCCGCCGCCGCUGCGGCGGCCGCGAACGAGGUCAGCGCGGUGCUCACACUGGAGCCGACACCGUCGGCGUCAGCGGGUGUGGCCGCGGCGGCGGCGCCAGCGCCGGCCGCUGGGUCCGGGCCGGGGCAGGAGCCGGAGGUCGAGGGCGGCGACGUGCUGGACACGCACAACGGCUCGGUGACGCUGGCGGGCGAGGUGGAGGCGGCGGCGGCGCAGCUGGUGCAGCUGAUGCCGCAGCUGGCGCUCAUCGACGACGCUGACGCCGGCAGCAAGCCGGGCACGCCGGUGGACGCGCUGGAGCGGAAAGACUCCUCCCAAGUGGUGGCGCACCGCAUCAACUUCGAGUCGGAGGACCUGCACGACGCCCACUCCCACGACGGCGGCGCCUCCGUGCACUCCGCGCCGCACAUCGGCGCGGCCGCGGAGGCCGUGCCCGAACCCUUGCACGAGCACGAACACGAGCGCGACGACCAGUCCAGCAUCAGCGCCGCCAUCGCGGCGGUGGAGGUCGCCGCGGAGGCGGAUGACGAGGAUACGGACCUGGGUGAGGAUGGCGUUGCGGCAGCGGCGUCUUUUUCCGAGCCGGCGUCGUACGAUGCCGAUGACGCCGACGUGGAUGAGCCGGAGCCGCUGUCGGGGCUGGCGGAUGAUGAGGAGCGGCUGGGCGGCGACGAGGAUGAUGAUGAGGACGAUGAAGAUGACGAGGACGAGGACGAGGAGGACGAGGCCGGGAGACGCAGCAGCGGCGGCGUGGUGGGCGUUGGCGCCGGCGGCGAGUGGGGCGACGAGCAGCACUUGCGCGCGCCGGACGCCAAGGACAUUGCCCGCGCGCGGCCCGAGUCCAGCCUGACGCCCCGCUACCACAUGGACGAGCAGGGCAACGUGCUGUACGAGUACGACCCUGACUACAUCGACCGCAAGUACGAGGUGUUUGAGCUGCGCGUCAUCCACCGCCGCCACCGCACCGGCUUCGAGGAGACCAAGGACUUCCCCAUCCGCCUCAACGACCUCAUAGCGGGCAGGUACCAGGUGAUGGACUUCCUGGGCUCCGCCGCCUUCAGCCGCGCGGUACAGGCGCUGGACAUCAAGACGGGGCAGCUGGUGUGCCUCAAGAUCAUCAAGAACCACAAAGACUACUUUGACCAGUCGCUGGACGAGAUCAAGCUGCUCAAGUACGUCAACACCAUGGACCCCAACGACGAGUACGCCAUCGUGCGCCUGUACGACUUCUUCUACUACAAGGAGCACCUGUUCCUGGUGUGCGAGCUGCUGCGCGCCAACCUGUACGAGUUCCAGAAGUACAACAAGGAGUCGGGCGACCCGGCCUACUUCACCAACGCGCGCAUCCAGCGCAUCGCGCGGCAGGCGCUGCGCUCGCUGGCGUUCCUACACUCGCUGGGGCUGAUCCACUCCGACCUCAAGCCCGAGAACAUACUCAUCAAGAGCUACAGCAGGUGUGAGGUCAAGGUGAUUGACCUGGGCUCCUCCUGCUUCAUCACGGACCAGCUCAGCAGCUACGUGCAGAGCCGCUCCUACCGCGCGCCGGAGGUCAUCCUGGGUCUGCCCUACGACUAUAAGGUGGACGUGUGGUCUCUGGGCUGCAUCCUGGCGGAGCUGUCCAGCAGCUUUGUUCUUUUCCAGAACGACUCGCUGUCCACGCUGCUGGCGCGGCUGGAGGGCAUUCUGGGCCCCGUGCCCGAGUGGAUGCUGCACAAGGGCCGCUACGCGCACCGCUUCUACACGCGCAGCGGCAUGCUGUACGAGCGCAACGCCACCACCCAGAAGUACGACAUGCUGCAGCCCAAGCGCACCUCGCUGCGGCACAGGAUGCCGGACGCGGACGAGGGGCUGCUGGAGUUCGUGGGCCACCUGCUGACGGUGGACCCGCGCAAGCGCCCCACCGCCGCCGAGGCGCUCAAGCACCCCUGGCUGCAGCAGGAGUACCCCUCGCUCGACAGCAUGUAGGCGGGCGGCGGACAGUGGCGGCCAGUGGCGCAAGCGCUGGCGCUGGGGCCGCGCUAAGGGGUGCUGCAGCAGCAGGACCAGCAGAGCGGAGGCCGGCGGCAGAGGCCGGGAUGGGGCCCGCGGCAGUUUCAGGCAGCAAGCGGAAACCGGCAAGGCUUGACAACAACUGUUUUGUGGGUGGGUGGGUAAUGCGGGCUUCCAGAGUGGACUUCAGCAUUUGGGGUUCUGGGGUCGAGGGGCUACAGGCUGGCUGCUUUGGAGAGGAUUGGGCGGUCAUAGGGGCACAUACGUAUUGUUUGUGCAGUCACAGGCGGCUUUCAGGCUCGGGCGGGAGAAGUUACUGCAUGGCAUAGUACGCAGAGGAAGGAAUAGGGGCGUGCAUUCGGAGGCGUGCGGCAGACAGCGCGGGCUGACGUCAACCGGCGGCUGUGUGCUCGUGCGCGGAAGGCGGUUCUGCUGUUGCGCACAUGGGUCAUUAUCAUUCGACACGUAUCAGGCGACGUCGGCACACAAUCGAGGCCGAGGUAUUGGCCUCCCCACCAAGCAAGGAGUCAGGAAGGGCCCAAAGAGAUCUCACGCGAGUGACGUGCGAGUCCUGUUGCCUACCUGGUGUGCAAGUUAUCUACGCCGCAUGGGGACUCCCGCGGCUGUGCCGCGUCUGCGCGCGCAACAUUGCAACAUACCGGUGCGCACGUUUGCACCCGGUUUUUCAGAUGAAGUUUGGGUUCAAGUGCGGGGUAGCGGCUCAGCGGGUCUUCGCAUCUACAUGUCCUGGCGGAAGAGUGCGUGUCUGGUGUCGAGUCAUCGCGGGGGCAUGCGCAGACCGUUUGCCAGGGGGCUGGGGCCCUGCGAUGCGAAGGCAACGAACAAGUGUGCGUGGGCUGGGUGUGUGUGUGCAUGUGUCAGGGUGUGCUUGCGGGCGCGCUCGUGAAUCUGUGUUGUGUUGGUGUAUGCAUGAACGCGGUGGCGUGGCAGCUCACAUGGUAAGUGCUGUGUGGAGGCCCUGGGCAGAAUCAGCGAAGCGGUGUGGUGUCAUUGAAGGUCAAGCUGUGCAACCCAGUAACAGGGACGACCCCGCAGGGAGAGGGGCGCCAUGGUAGCUGGGCAGGACUGGGGAAGGUGGCGGCAUAUCACUGAGAGUAUGUAGCGCGUCGACAGGGGGCAACGGCCAACACGCCGUCGUGUAACACAUUACACGC
Messenger RNA from Chlamydomonas reinhardtii, 5200 nucleotides. RefSeq lists its product as uncharacterized. Gene Ontology annotation, biological process: peptidyl-serine phosphorylation; peptidyl-threonine phosphorylation. NCBI's taxonomy places the organism in Eukaryota, Viridiplantae, Chlorophyta, Chlorophyceae, Chlamydomonadales, Chlamydomonadaceae. Gene Ontology annotation, molecular function: protein tyrosine kinase activity; protein serine/threonine kinase activity; ATP binding. The coding region runs from base 216 to 4001 and encodes 1261 amino acids. The record is from RefSeq and is a predicted model, not a curated record. The transcript is spliced from 14 exons. Gene Ontology annotation, cellular component: cytoplasm.